AUGGAGUUCAGUUGGGUAGUUAGUCUGUUUUCCUCCAUCAUCAUUGUUUACUUUCUUUCUCUAUUUCAUCGAAAACAGCCCACAACGAGUGAAAAACUGCAACCACCAGCCUUACCUGGAUGGCCUCUGUUUGGCAACCUUCUCAAUCUUGGUUCCAUGCCUUAUAGAACCAUGGCAGAGCUAGCCAAGUUAUAUGGUCCGCUUGUUAGUCUAAAACUCGGCUCCAUGAACGUUGUGGUGAUCCUGAGCAUCAAGGCAUCAACAGAAUUGUUCAAGAAAAAUGAUUUAUCAUUUGUAGAUCGUAGUAUCAUGGAGAACAACAAGUCUCAUGGCUUUAAUGAAUCAUCUCUAGCUUUAGCUCCAUAUGGUUCAUAUUGGAGAGGGCUAAAGAAAAUUUGUACGGUUGAGAUGUUUGCGGCUAAAAGAAUCAAUGAAUCAAAUGCAAUAAGACGACGGUGUGUUGAUAACAUGUUAAGUUGGAUUGAAAAAGAGGCUACUAAUUUGGAAAAAAUGGGUAGUGGGGUUCAUGUUGCCAAGUUUGUGUUUCUUGUUUCUUUUAACUUGAUAGGGAACCUUGUUCUCUCGCGGGACAUGGCUACCCCGGAUUCUAAACUUGGUUCGGAGUUUUUUACACUAAUGUCAAGUUUGAUGGAGUUGGGAGGUUCUCCAAAUAUAUCUGAUUUCUUACCAUGGUUGAAGUGGUUUGAUUUGCAAGGGUUGAGAAAGAAGCUUGAUCAAGAUACUAGAAAAGCCAUAGAGAUUGCAAUGGCCUGGGUGGAAGAUCGGGUCAUAGAGCGUAGAACAGAAGCGACGUCUCAUGAGCAAGAAAAGAGGAAGGACUUCUUGGACAUCUUAUUGGACUAUGAAGGCAUUGGAAAUGACGAACAGGGAAAGAUGUCGAAAAAGGACAUCUCCAUUUUUAUUUUGGAGACUUUUCUGGCUGGGACGGAAACAACAAGUAGCACCAUUGAAUGGGCUCUUAGCGAGUUACUACGAAGCCCUGAAAAGAUGACUCGGGUGAAAAAUGAGCUAGAAUUGGUCAUUGGGAAGAGCCAAAAACUUAAAGAAAGUUGCAUCAUCAACCUUCCUUACCUACAAGCCAUUAUAAAAGAAACUCUACGACUCCACCCUCCGCUUCCUUUCCUAAUCCCACGGAAGGCUAGACAUGACACCGAUUUCAUGGGAUACCAUAUACCAAAAGACACCCAAAUGUUGGUAAAUGCAUGGGCCAUAGGUAGAGACCCUGAGUGCUGGGAGAACCCGGAUUUGUUUAAGCCCGAGAGAUUCUUGGCUACAAAUGUUGACUACAAAGGUCAACAUUUUGAGCUCAUACCAUUUGGUGCAGGCCGCAGGAUGUGUGUAGGCUUACCACUUGCAGACCGUAUGUUGCACCUCGUAUUAGGUUCGUUACUACAUGAGUUUGAUUGGGAACUCGAAAACCAUGUUAAGGGCGCCACACUGGACAUGAAUGAUCAAAUGGGAAUUGUUGUAAGAAAAUUACAACCAUUGAAAGCAAUAGCCAAAAAGCCCAAGUGCUAA
Molecule: messenger RNA, 1539 nt
Organism: Erigeron canadensis
Lineage: Eukaryota; Viridiplantae; Streptophyta; Magnoliopsida; Asterales; Asteraceae
Product: cytochrome P450 76A2-like
Exons: 2
Coding region: 1-1539 (512 amino acids)
Molecular function (GO): heme binding; iron ion binding; monooxygenase activity
Source: RefSeq, a predicted model, not a curated record